AAUAAAAUCAAGCGCUCCCCGUUUGCCGAGCUCGCUUCUGUCAAUGGACCAAUCAGAGGCCGCGGUGAUGUAAACACGGAAGUAGAUAAUGCAACCGAAAGGCGUAAACAAACUCCCGGUUUUUGUUUUCACGUAAAUGGAGGAAAGGCACAGGGACAUCCUUCGUGGGAACAGGGUUAACCUGGUGACAGACCUGAAUCCCUCUGCGCUCUACGAUGGCCUCCUUGAAAAAGGAGUUUUCACUCAGGACAUGAUCGAAGAGAUUCAAAGCUCCGGGACCAGACGAGACCAGGCCAGGCAGCUGGUCCGGGAUUUGGAGACCCGAGGGAGUCGAGCCUUCCCUCUAUUUCUGGAGUGCCUUCAGGAGACGGGUCAGCUCAGUUUGGCAGGAAUCCUGCUGAAUGGAGCUCCAGCAGGCAGCCUGCAGCCUGCAGCUCCGGUACCGGUUCUCCGUCCUGUCAUCCAGCCUCUGCCAGUCAUCUCUCCAAUGGAUGUUGAUAAGCAAAACAGAGAUGUUGUCCCUGUUCUUCCAUCACCGAGACCCAGCACUACUCCCAGUCCAUCACCUGAGAAGGAGUACAGACAAACGGCACAAGGUAGAACACGGCGCGACAGUAUUCAGACCUAUAAAAUGGACGCCAGCCCCUGUGGACAUUGCCUUAUCAUAAACAACAUGGAGUUUCAAAAGGACACGGGUCUGAGCAACCGCAACGGCUCCAACAUAGACUCUGAGAAACUGGAGAGGAGAUUCAAGGCACUCAACUUUACUGUUGAAGUCAAGACCAAUCUGAAACAAAAACAAAUCAAACGUGAGCUGAGUGCUCUGUCAAAGAAGGACCAUUCACAAUUCGACUGCUGUGUGGUGAUCAUACUGUCCCAUGGGACUGAGGUAAGUCAUAACCGCUUCCCUGGAGCCGUGUACGGUGUGGACGGAGAAUUCGUUCCAGUUCAGCACAUAACAAACUACCUCAACGGCCAGCACUGCCCGUCCCUACAAGGCAAACCCAAGCUGUUUUUCAUCCAGGCCUGCGGAGGAGGUGACAAAGACACGGGCUUUGAAGUGUCUCCUGACGAGGUUGAGCCGUCCGUCGGGGGCACGGAUGACCAGACGGACGCCAUUCCGACGUCGUCCAGCAGCGACUCUCUGAGCACGCCUGAUGAAGUGGACGCCCGAGUCACGCUGCCCACCCCGAGCGACAUCCUGGUGUCCUAUUCCACUUUCCCAGGUUAUGUGUCAUGGAGAGACCCACGGUUGGGGUCCUGGUACGUCGAGACGCUCGACCGUAUUCUUGAGGAAAGUGCUGCUACAGAUGACUUGGUCACGAUGCUGAUGUUGGUGAACCACGAAGUUUCCCAAAAUUCAGCUAAAGGGCUCUAUAAGCAAAUGCCAGGCUCCUUUAACUUCCUCCGGAAACUCCUUUACUUCCAGACCCAGUAGAGGAAGAGCCAUGUGUCCUCGUGCAAAAACACUCAACUUUAAUGUUUUGAUAUUGUUCUUCAGUCGAGGUGCAAAGUGUCUCAACUUUUGAAUGCUGUGAAUUUAGCUCUUUCCAGAUCAUGUGUGUUACUGUGUUCCUGAUAUUUUUGAAAUCUGGUUCGUUGUUUUCAAUUGUUGUUUCUAAUGAACUGUUGAAAAGAUUUGUAUUUCCAGACUGGGGUAAUGUUUUCCAGGUCAGUUAUUUUACUGUCAAGAAAACCAGCUAUGUGCAAAACUUGUACUCUGCAUCAGUGGAGCACUUGUUAAAAUUUGCACUCUGCAUUGAUUUAUUCAAAUUUGGAGACGCAAGUUUGAAUCCUUCUGCUGACAUGUCACCACUGCGCGACACUCCUUAACUCUCCACUGCUCAGGUUGUAUCAGGACAGACACGAGGCAUGAAACUUGUGCCAAAUCAAACAUGCAGAUCAAAGUCCUUCUAAUAUAUUGAUCAUAUUCACUGUUUUUUUUGUUUGUUUGUUUGUUUUUUAUGAAAAUGCCAUCGGAGCAUCUUCUGAACGUUUAAUUAAAUUAAUAGAAAAUGCUUUGAGUGGCCUAUCAUGCUGGAAAGUAAAAUAUCCAUUUUGUUGACUUUUUCAUCAGUAGGUGUGAAAACUGUGCCUGCAGAAAAAAAUGUUGUCUGAAGUCAUGCUUUUUUUUUUUAUCAUUUUCAUUUUCGAAAUAAAAUGCAUUGAAGCUAUUUGUAAUGAAUCUUUACAGGAUGAGGACAGUCAGACUGAGAAUGAAUCAUUCACUCAGGUCUGGUUCACACAGAAAAAGGACGACAGCAGUUUCUGAUGAUUGAAAUUAAAAAAAAAAAAAAAACAACAACUUCA
Molecule: messenger RNA, 2310 nt
Organism: Salarias fasciatus (jewelled blenny)
Lineage: Eukaryota; Metazoa; Chordata; Actinopteri; Blenniiformes; Blenniidae
Gene: casp9
Product: caspase 9, apoptosis-related cysteine peptidase
Exons: 11
Coding region: 137-1438 (433 amino acids)
Biological process (GO): proteolysis; regulation of apoptotic process
Molecular function (GO): cysteine-type endopeptidase activity
Source: RefSeq, a predicted model, not a curated record